Messenger RNA from Amborella trichopoda, 1065 nucleotides. It is a transcript of the gene GOS12, whose product is annotated as golgi snare 12. Gene Ontology annotation, cellular component: Golgi medial cisterna; cis-Golgi network; SNARE complex. The record is from RefSeq and is a predicted model, not a curated record. Gene Ontology annotation, molecular function: SNAP receptor activity. NCBI's taxonomy places the organism in Eukaryota, Viridiplantae, Streptophyta, Magnoliopsida, Amborellales, Amborellaceae. Gene Ontology annotation, biological process: vesicle fusion; endoplasmic reticulum to Golgi vesicle-mediated transport; inter-Golgi cisterna vesicle-mediated transport.
CUAAGUAACCCCGAAAGCAGGGUGCAAGCCAUUUUCCUGUUAGCGAGAGAGAGAGGCUGCUCUUGAAAUUCAUAGAGAGAGAGAGGGGGGUGGGACGAGAAAGUGUUUAGUAUUAUGGAUUUGAACUGGAUCAGGCAACAAACGUAGGUCUUGUUUGCGAUGUUUUGAGGUAUGAUCGUGUUGGUUAUAAAUGAGAGAUAAUCUGGGGUUGCAGGAGGCUGGGUGGGAGGAAUUGAGGAAGGAGGCGAGGAAGAUAGAAGGAGAUCUCGAUGUCAAACUCUCUUCUUAUGCUAAGCUCGGUGGGAGGCUAGCGCAGGGAAGUUAUGCGGAUACUGGAUCGCCAACAGUUAGUGGCUCAAGAUCUUGGAAGUCAAUGGAAAUGGAAAUCCAGUCCUUGCUUGAGAAGCUUCUAGAUACGAAUGAUGCUAUGAGCCGCUGUGCUGCAUCUGCAGCUCCUACUACUUCCAUUAAUCAGAAGCUGGCAAGACACAGGGAUAUACUUCAUGAAUACAUGCAGGAAUUCAAAAGGACAAAGGGGAACAUCAACUCCAUGAGGGAACAUGCUGAUCUACUUAAUUCUGUUAGGGAUGAUAUCAGUGAAUACAAGGCAUCUGGGAGUAUGUCACCUAGAAUAAGUUUAUUACGGGAGAGAGCUGCAAUCCAUGGUAGCAUAUCUCAUAUGGAAGAAGUAAUCAGUCAAGCUCAAUCAACAAAAGCAGUGUUGAGCUCCCAAAGGACUCUGUUUGCUGAUGUUCAGGGAAAAGUCAAGCAGCUGAGCGAUAAAUUCCCCAUUAUCCGAGGCCUUCUCGGUGCAAUCAGAAGGAAGCGAUCCAGGGACACUCUCAUCUUGUCUGCAGUUAUCGCGGCCUGCACUUUGUUCCUGAUAAUCUACUGGCAUUCAAAGUAAAAUGAACCUUUGUAUCAGUUUAUUCAUUUCUUUCGUAGAAAGGAAACAAAUGAAAAAUAACAAUGCUAGUUUUGUGAUGUCUUUGUUUGAGGUAUAUUGUUUGUGUCCGAACAAAGAAUGAAAAUCAAUUUUCUUAACACGAUUCUUAGUUUUGGUCA